Molecule: messenger RNA, 2108 nt
Organism: Nasonia vitripennis (jewel wasp)
Lineage: Eukaryota; Metazoa; Arthropoda; Insecta; Hymenoptera; Pteromalidae
Product: glutamine synthetase 2 cytoplasmic
Exons: 3
Coding region: 218-1333 (371 amino acids)
Cellular component (GO): cytoplasm
Molecular function (GO): glutamine synthetase activity
Source: RefSeq, a predicted model, not a curated record
CGCCAGUCAGGAGCAGGCCAGUGCAACGUGGUACUUCUUUCCUGUCUAGCACACACACACACACGCACGCACAUAGACGCAUUUGUACACGCAGGUCUUCAACUGCAUCUCUCUGUCGUUGUGAAGAGCUUUCGUCCUUGGGCACUUCUCCCGCAGCGCCUGCUCAGCCAAAGAGGCUGGACUCUUGACUCAAGCAGUAGCAGCAGCAGCUAUCGGCAUGUCGCGGAAAAUGCUGGUCGACUCGCCGAACGCGGCCCUGGACAAGAGCCUGCUCAACAGGUACCUCGCCCUGCCCCAGCCAGACGACAAGAUCCAAGCUGAGUACAUCUGGAUCGACGGCACCGGCGAGGGCAUCCGCAGCAAGACCAGGACCCUCAACAGCAUCCCCAACAAGCCCUCCGAUCUGCCGGUCUGGACGUACGACGGCAGCUCGACCUACCAGGCCCACGGCGUCAACAGCGAGAUCUUCCUCUGCCCGGUGGCCGUGUACAAGGACCCCUUCCGGCGCAACAACAACAUCCUCGUGCUCUGCGAGACCUACAACUUCGACCACACGCCCACGGCCUCGAACAAGCGCAUCGUCUGCAAGGAGGCCAUGGAGUCGGGCCCGGUGAAGAAGGAGGAGCCCUGGUUCGGCAUCGAGCAGGAGUACACCUUCCUCGACGUGGACGGCCGGCCGCUCGGCUGGCCGAGGAACGGCUUCCCCGGGCCCCAGGGGCCCUACUACUGCGGCGUCGGCGCCGAGCGCGUCACCGCCCGGGAGAUCGUCGAGGCCCACUACCGCGCCUGCCUCUACGCGGGCGUCCCGAUCUGCGGCACCAACGCCGAGGUCAUGCCCUCCCAGUGGGAGUACCAGGUCGGCCCGAGCCUCGGGAUCCGCGCCGGCGACGACCUCUGGCUCUCCCGCUUCAUCCUGCACCGCAUCGCCGAGGAGUACGGCGUCGUGGUCAGCCUCGACCCGAAGCCCGUGGAGGGCGGCUGGAACGGCGCCGGGGCCCACACGAACUUCUCGACCAAGUCGAUGCGCGCCGAGGGCGGCCUCGCCGAGAUCGAGCGGGCCAUCGAGCGCAUGAGCAAGCGCCACGCGGAGCACAUCCGGGCGUACGACCCUCGCGAGGGCAAGGACAACGAGCGCCGACUCAUUGGCGCCUGCGAGACCAGCAGCAUCGACAAGUUCAGCUCGGGCGUGGCCGACCGCACGGCCAGCGUGCGCAUCCCCAGGGCCGUCGCCGAGGAGAAGAAGGGCUACCUCGAGGACCGCAGACCCAGCAGCAACUGCGACCCCUACGCCGUGACCAACGCCCUCGUGCGCACCUGCAUCCUCAACGAGUAAACCCCCUUCCUCGCCCCCUCCCCCUCCCCCUCCCCCUCCCCGUUACCUUCCGCUCCAAGCUGCGACAAAUCAAAAGGGACCUGAUGUACGCGUAGAUGUCGACUAUUUUAACGCCAUUAUUGUGAUAGCUAGACUCUUCCCCCGCCCCAGCUGUAGCCGAAUAACGCGUAUAAUGUGUGUAUGAGCUGUCCCGCUCUCUUUCUCUGUCCUACGCACACACAGAAUAAAACUACAUUCCUGUAUACUAUUAUGCUUGUUACGUUGCGCGGAAUCGAUUACUAAUUGCAAGUCGUUUAUUAGGUUACGCCGUUGUGUCGAACGCAGAGCCGUCGUGUUCUCCUUUUGUGAUAAUUCUGCGAAAUUCGUUGCGAUGUCGAAUGUCGAUGCGCUCAAACGUAUUAUAUUAUGCCCAUACGCGUAUAAACGGAGGGAACAGUAGACCGAAAGAAUUAUUUUUCCUAUACGAUAUAAAUUGUAGUCGACGGACGUCUAACGCCGCAUUCCGAUGGAUUGUAUAUUUUCAUACUUGUACAAAAGGAUCACUACGUAUGUUUUUCUUAAAACGCGUUGCGGGUCGACGCUCUCGUAUCGAGGAGAGAUGAGCUGAUGUGUAUAACGACACUUCCAACGAUAUGUACAAUGAUACUUUGCGACAUGUAGACGAUAGUUAAUUAUAUUUUUCCCCGAGAAAGAGAGACACUUUGUAUAAGAUUUCUCUGCGUUGAAGCGAGGAUCGCACUUGUUAAGUUGCAUAAUAAAUUAUUAUAUAAAAAGA